CUUCGCCUCUCCCGGUGUUCUUCUCAGCACUCAGCGGACAAAGAAUGAGUCAAACAACAGGCAGGAGGAAAAUGAGGAUUCAUUCUCUCUGAUUGCGAAACUUUUUAUUCAAAAAAUGAACUGGCUGCUAGAUCGAUGGAUUAUUUUGUGCUUAACAGUCUGUGUGUGUGCUGGGGUGCAGGUGACCGUUCGGGAGGAGAGGCGUUUUGCCAUGCUCUUCCAGUCCGUGGUACUCCAGUGCCAAUACCACACACCCUCCACACAGACCCCUGUGGUGCAGUGGUGGUACAAGUCCUACUGCCGUGAUCGCACGCAAGACUCCUUCACCUUCCCCGAGAGCCUGGGGGUCCAGGGGUCCGAGCUGGGCGCCGCGGCCCAACUGGAGUGCUCGGACAGCAGCCGCACCGUCCGCAUCGUAGCCUCCGGCCAGGGUGCCUCCAUGACGCUGGCUGAGCACUACAAGGGCCGAGACAUCGCCAUCGUCAACAAGGCGGACCUGCGGAUCGGGGACCUGCAGUGGGGUGACAGCGGAGUGUACUUCUGUAAGAUCGUCAUCGCUGACGACCUGGAGGGGAAGAACGAGGGCCAGGUGGAGUUACUGGUGCUGGGUAGGACAGGUAUGCUGAACGAUCUCCUGCCUGAGUUUGAUGUGGAGAUUAUGCCAGAGUGGGUGUUUGUGGGAUCUGUAGUCUCAUUGAUCUGUGUCUGUGUUCCAGAGUUGGUGUUUGUGGGAUCUGUAGUCUCAUUGAUCUGUGUCUGUGUUCCAGAGUGGGUGUUUGUGGGAUCUGUAGUCUCAUUGAUCUGUGUUUGUGUUCCAGAGUGGGUGUUUGUGGGAUCUGUAGGCUCAUUGAUCUGUGUCUGUGUUCCAGAGUGGGUGUUUGUGGGAUCUGUAGUCCUGGGCAGUAUCCUGUUCCUGUUGUUGAUGGGGAUCUGCUGGUGUCAGUGCUGCCCUCACUCUUGCUGCUGCUACCUCCGUUGCUGCUGCUGCCCCGACACCUGCUGCUGCCCACGCCACCUCUAUGAGGCAGGGAAGAUGGUGAAGAGGGGCCAGCCUCCCCAGGUUGUUGUGUACCCCCCUUACUGCAUCCCUGGGGUCCCCACCAUGGUCCCCUUCGCCCCGCCGUCCCUCGCGGAACCUAAGAUGGUCUCCCUUCCCUCAGUGGAGAACAACCUGGCUGGGGCAGCCAGUAGCCUAUCAGAGCUCAGCUCUCUGCAUGAGGGAUGGGACGCGGAUUUCCGGCAGACCUAUCGGACAGUCCAGAUGAAAGCUCUCCCACCCAUCGCUGACCUCGAUGACCAAUCAGAGCUCAUGGCAGCUCCUGUGCACAACAGUCGGCGACCCAGGCAUUACCGUGGCAACCACACUGAUGACGAGCAAGACAGCAGGUGGAACCCUCGCUCUGUGCACCUGGAGAGGAGGACAUUGGGCUCCAGGGGGCGUACUGGCUCUCUGGAUGAGCUGGAGGAAUUUGCUAUGUCCUAUGGACCCCGUGCCCGGAGGGGCGACCCCCGUGACCAGGACAGGGACUACGACCUGGAAAUACGGGGGCGAGAGCACUACCCCCCGUACCGGGACCACAGCCCCUCACGCCGUUUCCAUGGAGACAGGGAUGAUGACUGGCACCCCCGCCGCAGCCCGCCUCCGCAGAAGAAGAGGGACAUGUGGGACGAUCUCCCCUCUCGCCCCCACCAGCACACCCAGGGGCGGAGGGGUUACGAUGACGCAUUCCUCAACAACUUAUUGGAGCGCAAGGCGAGGGGGAGAGCAGGAGAGAAGGGGGAGAGAGGAAAGGGACGGAUUGACGAGGACAGUGACACUCCCUCCAAGGGCAGUUCAAAGGGCAAGGGCAGCGACGGUUUCUACAGCCGGUCACCUACCAAUAGGCCCGAGGAGGAUGACCCUUUGCCUCCAUACUCGGAGCUAGAGAUGGAAAGGUACCGGAUGGUCAACCCAACCACUGAACGUUACCGUAUGGUCGAAUCGCCCUCAGAACGAUACAGCACCACUGACCAGGCCAUGCAAUCGUUCUCCUAUACCCGUCCCCCUAAAGGACUGGCCCACACCAUACAGGGGGGCAGAGAGGACAGGGACAACAACCGAAAUAUGACCCCUGCUCUGAGCAGAGAUUCUCUCAUAGUGUGACACAUCAGAGAGAACUCAAGCCUGUGCAUGCACAGCACUGCCAGCAUUGAGAAUCACACAUCACUCGCUUAAAACAUCAUGCAUCAGCCUGGGAGUGACUAACUGAUCAUCCUCAUCAUCAACAACCUGAAGAGGCUUAUCCAAUAGAAGGUUUCCAUCCACAGAAGGGAGGCACCUUGCAUGGAUCACGAGAAGACAAUGGAACGCGAAUUGUUUAUGCAUUGAUUUAAGGAACAUUUGGACACCAUUUUCUUUGUAUGUGUGUUGAGCGUAGAUGCAUUACAUACACACCGUUUGAAUGGGUAUGUAUGGCUGCAACGUGGGUGUGAAGCAUUUGUGUGGAUGUGUACUGUUCUGUAUGUCCAUAUUUAGGUUUGAAUCUGUGAAACUCAAACCAAGCAUUCCACAGAGCAGUCCCUCUCUCUCACCUACGAAGCACGGUGAAAGUUAGUUCCCGUGAAGUUAUGCUGACAGCAAUGAUACGAUUAGGGCUAUUGGUAGGUAUUGAUCGAUAGGUAUUGAUUAGGUGUGGAGGCAGAGCUAAGAUAAGGGGUUUAAAAAAAAAGGAAAGUGGUCAUCAAAGAAACUUCAUAUGAUCAAUUCAUGUGUGUUAAGUUCAGGAUUAUUUUGAUCAAUUCUAAACAACUAUAUAUGUCAACUUACCAUUAUAAUUGUAAAUCCAAUGCUCCUCCACGUGUCAUACAUUUCAUCAGACUAUAAGAAACAUAAUAGGUGUCAAUUGUGCCAUAAAAAAGACAACUCAGGUUCACCUGCCUUCAUUGUGUGUGUGUGUGUGUGUGGUGUGUGUGUGUGUGUCAUGUACUGUACCUACUGUAAAUGUACUGUACCUACUGAGCUUGAAUUUAUAUUACAGUAAUAGUAUUCUUUAUUAGCCCACAGUAUUAAUUGGACAUGCCCUUAUUGGCCACAGGUAACUGUGUUUUGAAACUGUGCCAUUCAGCCAUAGCAGAUGUUUGUAUUUCACUUGUUUGACAUUGAUUUUGAUAUAAACACACUAUCUUAGAUUGUG
Oncorhynchus tshawytscha (Chinook salmon) is the source of this 3173-nucleotide messenger RNA. RefSeq names its product immunoglobulin-like domain-containing receptor 2. The record is from RefSeq and is a predicted model, not a curated record. Gene Ontology annotation, cellular component: membrane. Bases 116 to 2143 code for a protein of 675 amino acids. The transcript has 9 exons. Gene Ontology annotation, biological process: pancreas development. Lineage: Eukaryota; Metazoa; Chordata; Actinopteri; Salmoniformes; Salmonidae.